AUGUUGACCGAAAGCAACAAACUAGACGAUACCUGCACAUACACCAUUGGCUUGACAAACUAUUUUUGCAAAGUCUUAGAGCUUGACGAUGCUUCAUAUGGCGGAGAGACCAAGAAGCAGGAGAAUGGAUCGCCUUUUGUUGAUUUUGCGACAUCUGGAUCGAGAGUGACCACGGCGAUCAAGCCUUGGAGCUACGUGAUGCCAAAUCAUGAUGUGGAUGCCCCAAAGACCGUUGCAAAGACGGAACUGGGACUUUCAUACUCAAGGAACGAUGAGCUUCCUGACCUACUGGCGCUUGGCGAUACAGCAUCAGCUGGACGUAUGUUUUGCAAGGUCCUCUGUAGUGAUCUGAGGACCACGUGGGACACGAUAAAGGAGAAUUGGGAAAACGAGAGGGAAGAAGAAAAGAAAGAAGAAAUAGAGGAAGAUACGAAGGAACAAGAAGAAGGAGAUGCCACUGAUGUUGAGGAUAGUGAGGGUGAUGAUGAUGUUGAUGAUGAUGAUACGGAUGCCGAGGAGAACAAGGAAGAGGAAGCAAUCAGGUACUACCCAGAAAAGCAGAAUUGGUCACCACCGAGAUUACCUACAAGCUCUAAGAGUAUGGAGCGAAUGAUGAUCGCCCCCAAAGAACAUGGUUGGAUGCGCUGCACAUUUCUUCACAGUUGA
Molecule: messenger RNA, 666 nt
Organism: Fusarium venenatum
Lineage: Eukaryota; Fungi; Ascomycota; Sordariomycetes; Hypocreales; Nectriaceae
Source: RefSeq, a predicted model, not a curated record